AUCGACAUCAGUGAGCGUGCGGUUGCAAAGCUGAAGUCCAUCGCAGAGGAAGAGAAGAAUCCCGAUCUUGCCCUCAGGAUCGCCGUUGAGAGUGGAGGUUGUCAUGGGUUCCAAUACAACCUCCAUCUGUCGAACUUGGCUGAAAAGACCGAGGAUGAUUGUAUAUUUGAGAAAGAUGGUGCUCAUGUGAUGAUAGAUGAUGCAUCGUUGAGCAUUCUACGGGAAAGUGUUGUUGACUACACCACAGAGCUGAUUGGAAGCAUGUUCAAAGUUGUGGACAGCCCAUAUAUGGCUUCCAGUUGCGGCUGUGGUUCCAGCUUUGAC
Messenger RNA from Williopsis jadinii, 324 nucleotides. RefSeq names its product Isa2p (gene ISA2). The transcript has a single exon. The record is from RefSeq and is a predicted model, not a curated record. NCBI's taxonomy places the organism in Eukaryota, Fungi, Ascomycota, Saccharomycetes, Phaffomycetales, Wickerhamomycetaceae. Gene Ontology annotation, molecular function: 2 iron, 2 sulfur cluster binding; 4 iron, 4 sulfur cluster binding; iron ion binding. Gene Ontology annotation, biological process: iron-sulfur cluster assembly. Gene Ontology annotation, cellular component: mitochondrion. The annotation marks the transcript as partial.